Molecule: messenger RNA, 574 nt
Organism: Rhizophagus irregularis DAOM 181602=DAOM 197198
Lineage: Eukaryota; Fungi; Glomeromycota; Glomeromycetes; Glomerales; Glomeraceae
Source: RefSeq, a predicted model, not a curated record
ACUAUUCACACUUCAUAAUAUAUUAACUGACCUCUUUUGACAUUUUAUUUGAUUAAAUAUAUAGUUAAACACAAGGAAAACAAACCAAUAAAAAAGGUAGCGUGGAGUGAAGAAGAUGAAGAACAUCGCCAGAAACUCAUCAAAUGUGCCGAGAGAUAUGCUGAAGCUCGACAAAAAGUUCUAUCUAUUCCGGGCACCUCAGUCAUCGAAGACAUCCAAUAUGCGAUGUCUCUUAUCUACGAGGAAUAUAAGGCCAAUACCUGGCCAGAUAAAUUCAAACAAAAAUAUGAUUUAUCACUUGCAGAAUCUCCAAUAAAGUAAGAUCAAUCGUCUUUUUGUUUUGUCUUUUUACUUUACUUAAAUUUGUAUAUUUACUAGGGAAGCUUUAGUUGCGGCCAGAAUCCUGGAAGAAUAUUCAGAUUUAACAACAGUUUUACAUCAAGAUCUUAAUUACGAUUGGUACUGGGCCGUUAAUGAAACUGGAGAAAUUCUUGAUAAGGCUAUAGGAUAUGAUGAUCAUCUUUAAGAAGAAGGUUUGUAACGUCAUCACCCGUGCCUCCACAACAUGAAUAUA